AUGACUGGUAAAGAUUCAUUAACCGUGGAACAGCAGUCCCUCGAGGUGGAGUACAAGAAAACGGGUAUCAAUCCAUCUGACAUCGCCGCUCUGCGUCGCUGGCUCAAAACACAACCUCACUUGCCUGAAAAAUAUAUUACAGAUCUUGACCUAAUCCUGAUCUACUUCUGCUGUUACAAGAGUUCCGCAGUAUCAAAGGAAGUGUUAGACCUGCAUUAUACGCUGAAGACGCUCUUUACCAAUAUAUUUCACAAUCGAGUCGUCGAUGAGAGAAUAAUCAAAACUUUGAAUGUCGUUUUAGUGGUACCUCUUCCGAUACGAUCUUACGACAACAACCACGUCGUAUACCACAAGCUCAUCGACUGUGACACCAAGAACUUCAUUUUUUCAGACGUAAUCAGAGUAGUGCUGAUGUUGAUGGACCUCAGGCAGUUCGAGGACGGUACGUGGCCAGGGUUCAUCAUCCUCAUCGAUCUCAGUGGAGUCACGCUCGGUCACAUCGCUAAGCUCGACCUGUUGACUGUGCAACAGCUACUGUAUUAUUUGCAGGAAGCAAUGCUCGUAAAACUAAAAGGCCUACACUUCAUGAAUGCCCCAUCCUACGUGGACAAACUGCUGAUGGUGAUAAAGCCGUUCAUGAAGAAGGAGCUGCUGAACACUCUCUGCAUCCAUCAAGUCGGUUCAAAUACACUCGAGAAAGUUCUACCACUCGAGGCACUACCGAAAGACGCGGGAGGACAGUACAAGACUUUCGAAGAGGCUAAAAAUUAUGCCAUUGAAAAAGCCCUAGCGAAUAAGGAUUUCUUCGAGAAUGAAAACAAGAAACGCGUCGUAGAAUCACUAAGACCGGGAAAACCGAGAACUAUAACAGACAUAUUCGGCGGUGUGGAAGGCUCUUUUAAGAAAUUAGAAAUUGAUUAAUUUAUUGUGUGUUGUUGCGUAAUUUAUGAAGAUUAGAAUAUUUUGUAGUGACUGAACAUUUAGCAUGCGUUUUCAGAAAUUAUUAAAUCAGAUAUAUAUGAUUAAUAUCCCACAGUUACCAUAUUUUUGUUGGACGUUUUGAUUUUUUGAUAUUUCAGUACUUUUGCGAGCUCACAGCUUCAGUCGUUCAAACUCAGAAUAAUUAACAGCAAACAUUGGAAAACUUGUUGUGAUUUUUGAUAAUGAUUUGAUCUCGUAUUAUAUAUGCGUGUUCCACGCAAUUUUAUCUGUGAAAAAUACAUGUGUGCUUUAGACCACAA
This is a messenger RNA of Melitaea cinxia (Glanville fritillary), 1241 nucleotides long. Its product is annotated as clavesin-1-like. The record is from RefSeq and is a predicted model, not a curated record. The transcript is spliced from 6 exons. Lineage: Eukaryota; Metazoa; Arthropoda; Insecta; Lepidoptera; Nymphalidae. The coding region runs from base 1 to 921 and encodes 306 amino acids. Gene Ontology annotation, cellular component: membrane. Gene Ontology annotation, molecular function: phosphatidylinositol bisphosphate binding.